AUAAUCAGUAUGAUGUAUGUUCAUUAAUUUCACGGGCACUUUAAAUAACGGACAUAAUUUACACAUGACCUCUCUCGAAGCGGAAGUAACUUGAAAGUCAAGGUCAAUUAUUUUGGAAAGAUGUAAGAACAUAUUUUUUGUUUUGUUGUGAUGAGUGAUCAAAGAUAAGACUCCAGAAUGAUGAUCAAACUGUCAGUUCGGCUGGUUAGAGCCACCCAGGAAGGUAUGGUGUUGGCCCAGAGAGCUGUACGCACCUAUACCAGAUAUGCCUACUAUUCAUUCCGUGACAGAAAGGGGAGACAAUCAGAUGGCUCAAAAGCAUCACCAGUAGAUGGACCAAGACACAGCCUUAUGUAUAGUCAAGUUGAAGACUUCUUAUUAUCUCAGUGGAGUGAUAACCCAGUACCUUAUGCAAUAUAUCGAACUAUUGUAGCAGCAUUCUUCUUUAUCAUGGUAUUUUACACAUCUAUAUAUGGUGUCCUUGGUGCUAAAGCUGCCAUAAUGCUCACGUAUUGGUCAUUUUAUAUUCUGGUGGCAUGUCAAAUACUGCGGGCAGUGAACUGCUGGUAUUACAUUUCCCUCAGGAAACAAGGUCAAGAUGUAAAAGCUUGUCUACAGAACAAAAGACGUAUAAAGAUGCAAUGGUUGUUACAUAAUCUAGGCAGUGAUGCUGCACCACUAGUUUCUGUACUGUUCUGGACUAUAGCAUAUGAUGGAAGUGGUGUAACCUUGGUUAACUGCACUACACACGGCAUCAAUGCUGUAUUUGUGCUGGUCGACACACUGAUAUCUCGUACACCAGUUAGAAUGUUACACUUGUACCAGAGCUCGUGUAUGGGUUUUGUGUACAUGCUGUUUAGUUAUAUAUACCAUCUAGCCGGUGGAACGAAUCAUAAAGGAGAGCCGUAUAUCUACAAACCUCUAGACUACAAUAAUAACUUUAGUGUAGCAAUCUCUACAGCUCUCGUAUCAAUAUUUCUCGUAGCACCGUUGAUUCACUGCUGGAUCUUUUUCCUCUACAGGUUUCGAUUAUUUAUACAUAGGUAUCUUAAGGCUGUAGAGAAAAGGGUUGAAAAUUUGCCUGAAAAAGCUCAGUAGCCGUAGAAUGAUUUUGCUAAAAGAGGCCAAAAUUAACUGUUAACACAUAGUGAUACACUUAUUAAACAAGAUUUUUCUAAAACAAUUAGAUUUUACACAGUUCCUUUUGAAAUACUUGUAUUUUUUUUGUAUGAAAGUAUAUGUCAAAAUUCUCUUCAAUUUCCAAUUAACAACUUAAAAUGCCUUUGGGGCUAUAUUGCCCUGCAUUCUGUAACAAUCUUCUUUGUUUGCAGUCAAGUUAGUCAAGUUAAAAAUAUGUCUAAUCUUACACUGGCAUCAGUAUUUAUUUAAUACUUCAAGUAAUGUUUUGAAAUGCAAUAUUGUACCUUAUUAUAAGUUAUUAAUCUUUUUUUAUUAAUCUUUAGGUUACUGUAAGAUUUAUUUGGAAUAUUUACUGAAUUAUAUACUUUUAUGAAAAUGAGAUUUGUUAUAUAACCAUAUUCAAGUAUUGGGAAUAGUUAAAGAGCUGGCAAAUUGUUCAUUUGACAGCUCUUGUUUUGUUGUGAGUGAGUUUGGUGAAAUUAAUUUUGCAUUUUGAUUUUUACUAAUUUGUCAUGACAAAAGAUCUUCAUUGUAAAAAUGAAUGGAUAAUACAUUAUAACUAUGAUCAUUGAGAUAGUAUCUGGUCAAUUCUCUCCACCAUUUCAUGAAGUGUAUAUAGGAUUUGUUUUCCUUUGAGAUGGUAAUAGGUUAGCUUUAAUUCAUGUACAUUACAAAAAGAUAGCAACUGCUGUAGGAGUUUGUAUUAUAUACCUCAGAUAAUUUUAUAAAUAAAUCUCAGUCUAUUCACAUGAACAUGUCAAAUAUUUGUAAGAAAGCUAUGUUUGAGGAAAAAAUGUCUCUAUUGUGUUAUAUUACGUAAAAAUAAUGUCACACUGUGUAAGACACUAAUGUUUGAAACAAAAAGUUUCAUGUAACUUGAAGACAAAUUUGAAAAAAAACGUAAUAAUUUUUACUAUAAAUUCUGUUAUUCUGAAAAUUUGACUACGCAUUUGUAACAAUUAUCCUUUUAAACUAGAUACGAAAAUAUUUUGAAAAUAAACUGUGAUGUAAUAUGUACUUAACAAUUUAGAAUGGCAAGCUUUAUGGCCAAUUGUUACACUACAGUAUUUAGUCUCGUUUCAAAUUGCUAGUUCUCAUGAUACAUGUGUACAUUGAAAAAAAAAACCCAAACAAUAUUACGAUGCAAGUAUGUAAGUUUGCUUAUUGUUUAAAACAAUGGGGGUUUUCCAACAAGAAAUUAGAUUAUUUUUCAGUCUAUUUUUGAGACUGAAGUUGGAAUGGAAUGAACUGCCAUACAUUUAGGAAUUAUAUUGAGUGUAUUAGUAUAUUAUCUUGUUUGUAUAAAUCAAAAAGGAAGUAUUAAGAUGGUUUUUUUUAAUGAAUAUGUUGUUAAAUUUAGAUUAGCAUUCCACAAGCAUUAUAUUAAACUAACACUUCAAAAAAUUUGCGACUUGGCCAGCUGCUAAUUUUAAGCUUGGCAUGUUAUGACAAAUAUCGAAGCUAUUUUUGUCUUAUUCAUUAAUUAUAAUUUCACUUUUGACAUUAUUAUGUUAAUCCUCAGUAUGAGAUUUACACGCUACUAUGUAGUAAAAGUUCAAUAAUUUCUAUGUUGUUAUUGCAUGAUUUAACGGUUGGAAAUGAAAUGACUUUCUUACUUUUAAUAAUGUUAGGGGUACUUAAUUUUCAAUAUUGAAGUGAGAUGCAGUAUGAUUUACACUUACAUGUACUCAUUAUGUGUCACACAGUUAUAACUACUACAGUAUUGAAUAUUUUCACUAUUUUAUCAUCACUUGCUGGUCUUAUAUUGAAUAUUUGGAAUGAUUUUAUUUUAUCUUUAUACAAAUGUUUACAAGAAAUGGUGAGGGGGUUGGGGCGUCUGUGGUCAAGAAGUUAUGGUUGUUGAUUUCAAACAACCUAGCCCUCGCUGCUGUAGGUUUGAAUCCUGAUUUUUUCAUGUGAGGACGUUAUCUAGCUAGCUGAUGGAAUGUCGGUGGUUCUACUUAGUGCCAGUUUGUGAACCCGAGGUCUUCCUCCACCAGUUAAAGCUUGAAAGUUACCAUAUGACCUAUACUUUGUUGCUGCGACGGAACCCCCUUCCACCUAUUGGACCCCCCCCCC
Ruditapes philippinarum (Manila clam) is the source of this 3219-nucleotide messenger RNA. RefSeq names its product protein rolling stone-like. NCBI's taxonomy places the organism in Eukaryota, Metazoa, Mollusca, Bivalvia, Venerida, Veneridae. The transcript is spliced from 5 exons. The record is from RefSeq and is a predicted model, not a curated record. The coding region runs from base 178 to 1098 and encodes 306 amino acids. Gene Ontology annotation, cellular component: membrane.